Mycena indigotica is the source of this 1005-nucleotide messenger RNA. RefSeq names its product BTB domain-containing protein. Gene Ontology annotation, molecular function: protein binding. The coding region runs from base 13 to 1005 and encodes 330 amino acids. The transcript has 3 exons. NCBI's taxonomy places the organism in Eukaryota, Fungi, Basidiomycota, Agaricomycetes, Agaricales, Mycenaceae. The record is from RefSeq and is a predicted model, not a curated record.
UCAAGUACUCACAUGUCGACCUCAGACUCGGAACCACCUGCAAAGCGGCAAAGAAGGGACAUGGACGAGGAUGAGGACGACCACCCGCUCAUCAUCCAUCGCUCCAAUGAUUACUGGUUUGAGGACGGAAAUGUUAUCUUGCAAGUCCAACAAACCCAAUUCCGCCUGAGCAAAUCGAUCCUCUCCAUGCACUCGCCCAUCUUUCGUGACAUGUUUUCCCUCUCGCUUCCCGAAAACGAGCCGCUGUGUGAAGGUUGUCCAGUUGUGGUUCUUCCCGGAGACGCAAGUGAAGAUUGGGAGCAUCUCCUUGGUGUAAUUUUCCCUAAAGACUGUUUUGCUUUCGGAGAUCCCCAUGUAGACCAAGUUUCUGCGAUUCUCCGUCUCAGUAAGAAGUACGACCUUGCUGGAUUCCGAAAACACUGUGUGGAGCGUCUCAAGGCAGAGUUUCCCACCAAACUUCUGCAGUUUGACAACGUGAUAAAGUCCUGGACCAAUAUCUGUGUGAAUGAUGACGACGGACCCAAAGCUUGCGUUCAAGUCGUCAACCUGGCUCGGGAACUUGGCCUCUAUUCGAUCCUCCCCACUGCCUUUUAUAACCUUAUCCACUAUUCUGAAGGGAUUCAUGGAGAUAGCCUGGUGAUGAUGACCGACAAAGAGGAUCGCCGCGUUUCCCUGGAAGCAUAUAUCAAAAUGGUCCGCUCCUACACCAACACCCCAUUGAAGUGGCUGGCUCCAAAGUCGGGAAUAUCUUGGGAUGCAUGCACGAGCCCAUCUCGUUGUAGCUCCGAACGAAAAGAGAUCUUGAUUGAGCUGCUCUCGCAGAGCGAUAAGGUGGCCUCGAUAUUGCGGGUGUGGAACAAUCAGUGGGAUACACGCAUGUGCGAAGGUUGUGUAACCAAAGCCCAAGAAGUCUUCGAAACCGCUCGCAAAGACUGCUGGGAGAAGCUGCCAUCGUAUUUCGGCUUGGAAGACUGGGAGACGUUGCAAAAGAUGGACUUUGAGUAA